AACACACAAUACACAACGCCCCUAGGACUGGUUCAUUUCGUUCUCUCCCUUGCGCUUCUUCUACAAUCAAGUACAACACUCACAACCAACCACCACCACCACCAACUGCCGUUUGCUAGCACGUGCACUACCUAUCUGCCUACUUCUCCCACAUACAUACUUUUUAGUGUUUACCCGUUGCUACGAUGCCACCACGAGGAGGAGCACCAGGUGCCAGCUCGCGCGGCCGCGGUGGCAAAUUCAAGAAAUUCACUAGAGGAGGCGGAAAGCAUUUCUCUCGUGAUCUUCGACCACUCGACGCCGAUGGAAAUGAGGUCAGCAUGUGGAGUGAAGAUGCUCAGAAGAAGAGAAACGGCGAGGACGACGACGACGAAGAUGACGACAGUGAAGAAGGCUCAGAGGACGAUUCCGAGGAAGACUCAGAUGACGACUCGGAUGCUGGUCCUUCUCAGCCGCAACAAGACCUGACCCGUGAAGAGCGCAAGGCUGCCAAGAAAGCUCAGAAAGACGCCGCCAUAGCAAAGAAGCAACAGGGUCAAGUCCAGGUUGGCGAUCUUCCCAGCGAGUCGGAAGAAGAAGAAGAAGACGACGACGACAUGCCCGCAAAUCCGAACCACUCCAAAGCUGCGCGACAACAGACUAAAGCUGCAGCCGCGGGUGUUGACGCUGCCACAGAGGGUGUAAGCAAGAUGUCGGUAAACAAGUCGACCAUGAGCCGAAGGGAGCGUGAGGCUCUCGAGAAGCAACAAGCGGCGGAACGUUACCGCAAGCUGCACGCCGAAGGCAAGACAGACGAGGCCAAAGCCGAUCUGGCUCGUCUAAAAUUGAUUCGCGAGAAGCGAGAAGCAGAUGCUGCUCGGAAACAGGCUGAACGAGAAGAGAGAGAGGAGCAGGAAAAGGAGAGACGACUGGAGAGAGAGGCCAAGGAAGCUAAGAAACGCGAGGCGGCCCUCGGGAAGCCCGUAAAGAAGGCAAAGAACUGAAGAAUAUGAGCAUAUAGCGCCUUAGCUUUUUGGCAUCUUGAGGCAGACCUGGAAAUCAUCCACCAGCAUACAUAGUAGCAUUCCACAUCAGCUGCGUAGAAUUAACUCUGGUUCUUCUGACUUGUACCUACUGUCCAUGUACAGGAUACUCGUGUCUUCAAGCCCCCACUUUGAACAGCUUAUUGCUAGGUACCUACCUAGUCUUGCACUGUAAGCACAUUGAGAUGUUUUCUGUGCUUAGAGUUGCAAUACCUCGCAUAAUGAACAAGGUCCCUGAUCUCUUGACUUCUGUCUCCAUGCAAGCGCUUCUUGUGUGGUAAGACUGGCCGUAAGACUGGCACGGUUAGGGUAAAGUGACGGCGUAUAUAUAGGGAGCAUCGGUCCGCCCACAGCUGCCUAGGUGGUGCCCCAGCCCCCAGCCACUGCACAAGCCGUAAGUAUGUACGUGUACGUGUACA
Xylaria bambusicola is the source of this 1441-nucleotide messenger RNA. RefSeq lists its product as uncharacterized. Gene Ontology annotation, molecular function: RNA binding. The transcript is spliced from 3 exons. The record is from RefSeq and is a predicted model, not a curated record. Lineage: Eukaryota; Fungi; Ascomycota; Sordariomycetes; Xylariales; Xylariaceae. Bases 186 to 983 code for a protein of 265 amino acids. Gene Ontology annotation, cellular component: cytosol.